This is a messenger RNA of Ilex paraguariensis (yerba mate), 741 nucleotides long. Lineage: Eukaryota; Viridiplantae; Streptophyta; Magnoliopsida; Aquifoliales; Aquifoliaceae. The record is from the annotation of a GenBank genome assembly.
CCCUGAAUACUUGCCAGCGGUUCACAGGUAGGACUCAAAGACUAUCCCUCUAACUAAAUACACCACUCUCUCUUAAUACAUACACAUACUCACACAGAUGCACAGAGGCAAUUCAGGUUUGCUCAACAAGCCAAAUCGAGCAUCGCUUAUCAGACGGAAUCGACUUCGAUCCCCUCCACUUCGACUUCGACAUCGAUCUUCUCCACUUCAACUUCGACUUCGAUUUCAAUUCAAGCACACACACACACACUCCCUCUCUGUGUUCAGUGCAAGACAAACAGAGGGUAUAAACAAUAACCCUAACUCUAACCCCAACCCCAAUCAACAAUCUCUCUCUCUCUCUCUCUCGCAGAGCACAGAAGCAUCGCCCACUAUAAUUUUCCAAAAUUUAGGGAUCAAAGUCGAGAUUGUGGGUUUAGAAAGAAUUGGGGCUUGAUUGCCCAUAGAGGCCUUGGAAAAUCAAGUUCUAAAUCCAUGUGUGUGUAUGUGACUGUGGGUUGUUGUGUUGUGGAUGUGUAUUUUGUGGUUUUUGUGUUGGGUUUGAGGGUGGAGACGCAAUAACAAGAGAGCAGAGAUUAGUGAGGGAGACAUGUUGGGUUUGGGGUGGAGACACAGUAACAAGAGACGGAAGACGAGAGAAGGAGAUGUGUUGGGUUUAGAGGUAGAGACGCAGCUAGAGAGGAGAGAGGAGAGAGGAGAGAGGGAGAUACGUUGGGUUUGGUGAUGGAGACGCAGUAACGA